Kogia breviceps (pygmy sperm whale) is the source of this 1179-nucleotide messenger RNA. It is a transcript of the gene HMGB2, whose product is annotated as high mobility group box 2. Gene Ontology annotation, biological process: regulation of transcription by RNA polymerase II. The record is from RefSeq and is a predicted model, not a curated record. NCBI's taxonomy places the organism in Eukaryota, Metazoa, Chordata, Mammalia, Artiodactyla, Physeteridae. Gene Ontology annotation, cellular component: nucleus. Gene Ontology annotation, molecular function: DNA binding, bending.
AGCGACAGACCAGUUAACGCCGGAGCCGCGGCUAACAGCGUCGCUGUCGGACUCGGCCGCUGCGCGGUACUCUGAGGAAAAGCUACCGCCAGGCAAGAGCCGGCUCCGGGCCUGUGGUGGACGUGCCGCCGCCGCCGCCGCAGCAGCAUCAUGGGGAAGGGCGACCCCAACAAGCCGCGGGGCAAGAUGUCCUCGUACGCCUUCUUCGUGCAGACCUGCCGGGAGGAGCACAAGAAGAAACACCCCGACUCCUCGGUCAACUUCGCCGAGUUCUCCAAGAAAUGUUCCGAGAGAUGGAAGACCAUGUCUGCCAAGGAAAAAUCCAAGUUUGAAGAUAUGGCCAAAAGUGACAAGGCUCGCUAUGACAGGGAGAUGAAGAAUUAUGUUCCUCCCAAAGGUGACAAGAAGGGAAAGAAAAAAGAUCCCAAUGCGCCUAAAAGGCCUCCAUCUGCCUUCUUCCUGUUUUGCUCCGAACAUCGCCCAAAGAUCAAGAGCGAACACCCUGGCUUAUCCAUUGGCGAUACUGCCAAAAAACUGGGUGAAAUGUGGUCUGAGCAGUCAGCCAAAGACAAACAACCCUAUGAACAGAAGGCAGCGAAGCUAAAGGAGAAAUACGAAAAGGAUAUUGCCGCAUACCGUGCCAAGGGCAAGAGUGAAGCGGGAAAGAAGGGCCCUGGCAGGCCAACAGGCUCCAAGAAGAAGAAUGAACCAGAAGAUGAGGAGGAGGAGGAAGAGGAAGAAGAAGAUGAGGAUGAGGAGGAAGAGGAGGAAGACGAGGAAUAAAUGGCCGGCCAUCCUGUAAUGAUGCGUGUGGGGUGUGCGUGUGUGCUCAGGCAGUGGUUUUGCUAAGAAUGUGAAUUCAAGUGCAGCUCAAUAUUAGCUUCAGUAUAAAAACUGUACAGAUUUUUGUAUAGCUGAUAAAAUUCUUUGUAGAGAAAAUACUUUUUUAAAAAUGCAGGUUGUAGCUUUUUGAGGGGCUACUACAUACAGUUAGAUAUUAAAGCUUCUGAUGUUGAAUGUUUCUGAAUAUUUAAUGGUUUGUUUAACGUCUUGACUUGUGUAUGGUAGCACAGCAAACUCAUAGAAAUUAGUAUCCAUAGUGAAUUUUGGGUUUUCUAGAAUGAGAAUGUUGCAUUCUGUUUUUUUAAAAAAAAUUUUGUAAUAAAAUUAUGUAUAUUA